Molecule: messenger RNA, 201 nt
Organism: Clunio marinus
Lineage: Eukaryota; Metazoa; Arthropoda; Insecta; Diptera; Chironomidae
Source: the annotation of a GenBank genome assembly
AUGAAGAGAGAAAGAGAAGUUGAGAAGAGUGGAGAAAACUUUACCGUAUUUUGCUUCUUCACGUUCGACCCAGAAAGAUGUUGCAAAGCUAUUAAGAGCCACAGAAUUGAAACCAGUGGUAUUAAAGAAAUUGAAAUGAUGGGGGUGACACUGAACGGGACUUACACACCCCCAUCAUUGAAAAUCGCGCUGAUCCUUUGA